Phycomyces blakesleeanus NRRL 1555(-) is the source of this 1209-nucleotide messenger RNA. RefSeq lists its product as hypothetical. The record is from RefSeq and is a predicted model, not a curated record. Gene Ontology annotation, molecular function: pyridoxal phosphate binding; carboxy-lyase activity. NCBI's taxonomy places the organism in Eukaryota, Fungi, Mucoromycota, Mucoromycetes, Mucorales, Phycomycetaceae. Gene Ontology annotation, cellular component: cytoplasm. The annotation marks the transcript as partial. Gene Ontology annotation, biological process: carboxylic acid metabolic process. The transcript is spliced from 6 exons.
UUUGAGUUAAUCAAGAAAACUCUUGAUUACAGUGUGAAUUCUUGGAAUCCUCGGUUUAUGGACAAGCUUUAUGCGGGAACUAAUCCUAUUGGAGUUAUUUCCGAGAUGCUCAUUGCUGUACUCAACGGAAAUUCUCAUGUUUAUCAUGUCUCACCCGUAUUCACACUAAUGGAAAUACAAGUCACCAAAGCAGUCGGCGAAUUAUUGAAUAUGGGAGAAAAUUCUGGUGGCUUGUUGUGCCCAGGUGGAUCUGCUUCAAAUCUGUUGGCUAUGUUUACAGCUAGGAACAAAUUAUUUCCUUCGAUCACCAAAACUGGAUAUCUUCCUCGUCCCUAUCCUGGGGCAGAAUAUGGACCUCUAAAAAUAUUCACAUCCAUAUCCAGUCAUUACAGUAUUGACAAGGCUGCUCAGGUAAUGGGGUUAGGUACCAAUAGUAUUAUCAAAGUUCCAACAGACUCAUGCGGGCGUAUGCGAGUAGAUAGGCUUGGUAAGCAAAAUAAAAUAAAAGUAAAGAAAGAAAGUGUGGAUCGUGGAGAAACACCAUUCUUUGUGAAUGCUACGGCAGGAACAACUGUAUUGGGAGCAUUUGAUCCUAUACGGGCCAUAGCAACGGUUGCUAAACAAUUCAACUGUUGGUUGCAUGUGGAUGGAUCAUGGGGUGGAUCUGUUGUAUUUUCUAACUCAGCUGUAAAGACCACCAACUGGUUGGAUGGCUCGGGAUUAGCUGAUACUUUCACUUUGAAUCCGCACAAGCUACUCGGAGUACCACUCCAGUGUUCGAUGCUAUUGACACCUCACAAGGCCCAUGCGCUGUUUGCACAGGCCAACUCUUUGGCAGCUGACUAUCUUUUCCAUGGUAAUCCGUACGAUCUCGGAGCAGGAACAAUUGGCUGUGGUCGUCGGCCAGAUGCGGUCAAGAUGUUUUUGGCUUGGACAUUCUAUGGUCGUCAAGGAUUCGGGAAUCGAGUGGAUCGUGCUUUGGGUUCUGCAGCUGACUUGACUACAAUGGUACGCAACCGAAAGGACCGUGGGUUCAUAUUAGUUAAGGACCCGAGCCCAUUCCUCCAGGUGUGCUUUUGGUACAUUCCCAACCACCUCAGCAAUCAUAUGCUUCACCUCCGCUUAAGGGAGAUUGGAGAAUUCCUUGUGGAUCAUGCGCCUUUGGAUAGUUUGCCUCAUUUCUUCCGAAUUGUUAUAAACUCACCGACC